Messenger RNA from Caretta caretta (loggerhead turtle), 2339 nucleotides. It is a transcript of the gene CXXC5, whose product is annotated as CXXC finger protein 5. Gene Ontology annotation, molecular function: zinc ion binding; methyl-CpG binding. Lineage: Eukaryota; Metazoa; Chordata; Testudines; Cheloniidae. The record is from RefSeq and is a predicted model, not a curated record. Gene Ontology annotation, cellular component: nucleus.
CUGCAGCCCCCCCCCCACCCCGCUGAUUUACCCCCCCGCCCCACAGCGAGGGGAGGGAGACAAACACCCCUCGCUUUGCAAAGAGACAAUUUUUUGGCAGGUGCUAAUUUUUUUUUUUUUUGCAUGCUCUGGAUUUGGCUCUUUAAUCCGGCCGGCGACAGCUCGCGCGCGCACACACACACACACACACACACACUGCCCGGAGUGGUGCUGGCUGCAGCUCCCAUCCUUCCCUUCUCCUCCUCCUUCCUCCCCUGCCGCUGCUGCUUCUCCUGCUCUUGCUCCGGAUCGCUCUUCCUCCGAGCCGUAUGUUUUGUACCAGCACCGCAGAUGAUGACCCUGCACUGACCUUGCCCUGAAGACCCCUGCAGCAGCGUUGGAAGGAUUCCCCCGUUGAUUAUAAUUAUUUCAUUUUUUGGUGGUUGGUUGGUUAGUUGCCGCUGCGAGUGGGGUUUGGUUUUUUGGUUUGGUUCUGGUUUUUUUUAACACCAUGUCUAAUCCUGGUGCCCCUCAAGACGCUGGUAACAAGCCCAACAUGUUGGACAGAAAUAACCCAGAGGACUCGCAGCCCCCUGUUAACUCCGAGAGGAGGAACAAAAGUGGGAUCAUAAGUGAACCUUUGAACAAAAGUCUUAAGAAAUCGCGUCCACUCUCCCAUUACUCCACCUUCAGCAGCAGCAGCUCGGUAAGCGAACAUUCAGAGAAAGGAACCUCCUUAGCUAAUGGCAAUGAAGCCACAACUGUGGAUAAAAGUCACUCUACCUCAAAGCACAAAAAUAUCUCUAGUAUGCUGAGCAAAUCAGACAGGGCGUCAGAAAUCUCAUCAGAAGGACAGAUCAGCCUACAACAGUUUGCUCAGUCUACAGAUAUGCUCAAAAGAGUGGUACAGGAGCACAUUCCUUUACCAAAUGACCACGGGACUGGUAUCUCUGAUAUGGAAGCGGUCUCAGCUGCAGAGACAAUGAACAGCCCUUCUGAUUUUCCUUACCUGGGGGCUUUUCCCAUAAACCCAGGCCUUUUCAUUAUGACCCCUGCUGGCGUGUUUCUGGCAGAGAGCGCGCUCCAUAUGGCUGGCUUGGCAGAGUACCCAAUGCAGAAUGAAUUGGCAUCUGCCAUCAAUUCUGGGAAAAAGAAACGGAAAAGAUGUGGCAUGUGCCCUCCAUGCCGAAGACGGAUAAACUGCGAGCAGUGCAGCAGUUGUAGGAAUCGCAAAACUGGCCACCAGAUUUGCAAAUUCCGAAAAUGUGAGGAACUCAAAAAGAAGCCGUCUGCAGCGCUGGAGGCUGCAACUGCUAAAAGGCGUAAGUCUCCCCCGCAGGACAAGUCCAGCUGUAUAGUAACAGAACCCCAAAGACACUGAAAUAAGGUGAUGCUUCCUACAGGAGCUGCAUUCAGAUGGUUUCAGUAGGAAUGAGAAUUCCAAAGCUCUGUCAUCCAAGUGCAAUGUCACUGCUUGCUUGUGUUGUCUCAGGCAAGGAAUUUUUUGGCUGAAAUGAAUGGAUGCACCCGUGUCUCUUUAGAACCAAAAAUAUUUUCUCGCAGAUUUCAUUCCUGUUUUUAUAUAUAUAUUUUUUUUGCGUUUGUUUUAACAUCUUCAAGUCCUAGUAAAACAUUUAACUGCUUUUCAAAUAAUAAUAAUAAAAAAAUGGAUCUGUAAAGUACCAAGACUUAAUAGACAGAGUAUGGACAAUCAGUUUCUUUCUGUGUUUUGGUGUUGAUGUUGUUUAUGUGUGGAAGAUGCAGUUCUUGUGUAGAGAAUGUAAAUUUACAGUAACCUUUUAAAAUCUAGUUACUAAUAAGCACUACUGUAAUUUAGCACAGUUGUUUAAUUACACCCUCAUUUAUACUUUUUAUUUGAUUAUUUCCCAUCAUAAAAUAGAGUGGAUAGUUUCUAGAAUGCCUCAACUUCAUGUUUAUAAAUGAGAAUAUGUUUAAAACGAUGUAGUAUCCCUUUUCCUAACCAUUCCCAUAUGUAAGUUUAACCAGCAAGAAGCUUGGUAUUAAAAAUGAAAGAAUUGCUGCAAAAUGGGCAGUCUUGGAAAAAAAACCAUUGUUAGUUUAUUAAUAUAGAACAAGAAAUCCUGCAUACAGGGAAAACAAGAUCCUAACUGCAAUGGUUUACUUAUAGAAAUCAUUUUUAUAAACUUACUGAAGUUAAAAGCAAAAUAAAAAAAAUUGCAGGACCUGUGCUGAAGCAGUUCUGAAAGCUAAUAUUUCUCUUACGUUCAAAUCCCCGUCUCUCCAGCUCUCUCUACAUCAGUAAAUUGAAAUGCUGUUUGUAAUGUUUUAGCGAUCCAGGCUGUUUUGUGAAUAAAAUGAAUGCAUGUUUUGUGUCAUGA